Messenger RNA from Spinacia oleracea (spinach), 1114 nucleotides. RefSeq names its product nuclear transcription factor Y subunit B-6. Gene Ontology annotation, biological process: regulation of transcription by RNA polymerase II. Gene Ontology annotation, cellular component: nucleus; CCAAT-binding factor complex. Gene Ontology annotation, molecular function: DNA-binding transcription activator activity, RNA polymerase II-specific; RNA polymerase II cis-regulatory region sequence-specific DNA binding; protein heterodimerization activity. The record is from RefSeq and is a predicted model, not a curated record. Lineage: Eukaryota; Viridiplantae; Streptophyta; Magnoliopsida; Caryophyllales; Amaranthaceae. Bases 70 to 891 code for a protein of 273 amino acids. The transcript is spliced from 3 exons.
UGCAAACUUAGUACGGAGUAUCUUUGCUUCUUUUUCUUUUUUCCAAAAAAAGAACAAUAAUAAUAAGUGAUGGAUCAUCGCGGGGGCUUCCAUGGUUACCGCAAACACCACCAGCAGCUCUCUAAGACAUCUUCCUCCGAAAUGAAUGGAAAAGUGUUGUCCCAUGACAUGAGCAAUCAUACCAACCACCACCACCACCUUAACAACAACAACAACAACAACAACAACAACAACAACAAUAGCAACGGUAACUUCAAUGGAAGUAGUAACCACAACAAUAAUCAGUCUGUUGUAUCAACUGAUCAAGAUAACAGCGAGUGCACUGUGCGGGAACAGGACCGUUUUAUGCCCAUCGCUAAUGUCAUACGCAUCAUGCGCAAGAUUCUUCCACCACAUGCCAAAAUUUCUGACGAUGCCAAGGAAACAAUUCAGGAGUGUGUGUCAGAGUACAUAAGCUUUAUAACAGGAGAAGCAAAUGAGAGGUGUCAGAGGGAGCAGCGUAAAACAAUAACCGCAGAAGACGUGCUAUGGGCCAUGAGCAAGCUAGGGUUUGACGACUAUAUUGAGCCACUCACCCUUUACCUGCAUCGCUACAGGGAACUGGAGGGAGAACGUGGUUCCAUGCGUACUUGUGAGCCGCUCAUGAAACUGAGUAGGGCAGCCAUGGAUCAGUAUGCAGCAUUUGGACCUGUGUUUCAUAUAGGACCUCCACCUACUCAUCAUCAUCAUGGCUAUUAUGGAGGGCCAUCAUCUGUGAAUGGAUACUUGAAAGAAGCUUCUACCACUGCUGGAUCUGAAUCCAUUGGUGCUCCUCAUCCUCCUGCUGUUGCUGCUGCUGGUGGGCCUGCUAAUUCUGUAAACAGUUUCGAGCCAUAUGGUCAGCACAAAUAGUUUUAAUCCUUCUGUUUGCUGUCACUUGCAGUGCUAACAUUUAACGAUUUUCCGGUCUGUGACGUUGUUGCGUGCUUAUUUUACCCCCGUUUUGUUUAAUUUCCCUUUAAUUCCUUCCUUCCAUCUUCCCUAAUUGCUAAUGCCUAGUUGUUGAAUGCUGAAGGCUAGAGAUCAUUUAGACAAUAUCAAGUAUGAAAAGAAAAGGCAAAGUACUCUUUAAUUA